UCGGGGUUUCUCGCUUUGUAUCGCGGUGGUAAAGUGCAAGCUGGAGUCGUGGGCUUGUACUGUAACGUGUUGUUUCUGUGGAGAUCUGGUUGCAGCUGCAGUCUGGUUUAGAGGACUACAGAGAAGCUACAGAGAGGGGAAGCAAGCACCGAGCACAAGGCCUGCGGAGACUUCACUGUUUUAUCAUCAACCCUGCGACUUCCUGCAAGACACCUUUCUGUGUCUCUGCACACAAGGUUGUGAUCUCCUCGAGCACGCCUGAGAAUAAUACUGCUAGCUGAAGAGACUCCUCGCCCAGUCUGCCUGCUAAGAAAAUGACACCAGGUUACCAGUGAGGAAUGGUGGAUCAGUUGGCAGGAUGAAUUAGCAAUGUUAUAAACUUACUAUUCCAGAUUGGGGUAAACUGUGAAUAUGCGUUGCCUGGCAGCUCGCGUGAACUAUAAGACUCUGAUCAUCAUCUGCGCCAUCUUCACACUCGUGACUGUGCUGCUGUGGAACAAGUGCUCCAGUGACACAGCCAACCGCUUCCCACGAGACCAGAGCCUGCUGGAUAACAGGCUGUGGAGGGAGGGCUUAGAGAAGAGGACAGCUGCCUCGGAGAGCAACAGCCAUGCAAACAACCUCCCCGCGCCAAAGCAGCAGUCGGAGGAAGCUUCGCCCCAGGAACAGCAGAAGGCUCCCCCGGUGGUGGGAGUGGGGAACAGCAACGUUAACAAAGUGCUUGGAAUCAAAUAUGAAGAGAUAGACUGCCUAAUUAACGACGAGAAUACGAUCAAGGGAAGAAGGGAGGGGAACGAGGUCUAUCUUCCAUUCAGCUGGGCCGAGAAGUAUUUCGAAGUGUACGGAAAGAUCGCCCAGUACGACGGCUACGAGAGGUUUGAGUUCUCUCACAGCUACUCCAGAGUCUACGCCCAGCGGGAGCCCUACCACCGGGAUGGGGUGUUCAUGUCCUUCGAGGGGUACAACGUGGAGGUUCGGGACAGAGUGAAGUGCAUCAGUGGAGUGGAAGGAGUUCCUCUGUCCACGCAGUGGGGGCCUCAAGGCUACUUCUACCCAAUCCAGAUCGCACAGUAUGGGCUGAGUCACUACAGCAAGAACCUGACGGAGAAGCCCCCGCACAUCGAAGUGUACGAGAGCGCGGAGGACAGCAGGCAGCAGAGCGGCUGGACCGCUCCCAGGGGAUGCACCGUCUCUUCAGUGCAUGACAAAACCAGGUCCAGCACCGUCAAGCACUUCAGUGCACCAGAAGCUUCAGAUGGAGUCUGGCUGCCCCUUGGGAACACAAAAGAUUUCAUCAUCUCGUUCGACCUCCGAUUCGUGACGAACGGAAGCGUUUCCGUGGUCCUCGAGACGACCGAGAAGAACCAGCAGUUUGUUAUCCACUACGUCUCCAACACGCAGCUCAUAGCUUUCAAAGACAGGGACAUCUACUAUGGCAUCGGGGCCAGGACUAGCUGGAGUACCGUCACCAGAGACCUGGUGACCGACCUAAAGAAAGGAGUCGGGCUUUCCAACACCAAGGCUGUCAAGCAGACUAAAAUCACGCCCAAGCGGGUGGUUAAGAUCGUGCUGAAAGGGAAAGGCUUCAUCGAUAACAUCACCAUAUCCACGACCGCCCACAUGGCCGCCUUCUUCGCCGCCAGCGAUUGGCUGGUGAGGAACCAGGACGACCAAGGGGGCUGGCCCAUCAUGGUGACGCGGAAACUCGGGGAGGGCUUCAAGUCGCUGGACCCCGGCUGGUAUUCUGCCAUGGCGCAGGGACAGGCCAUGUCCACGCUGGUUAGAGCCUACUUGCUUACUAAAGAUCCGGUGUACCUCAGUGCCGCUCUCAAGGCAACAGCACCCUACAAACGGCCGUCUGGGCAGCAUGGCGUCAAGGCCGUGUUCAUGAACAAGUAUGACUGGUACGAGGAGUACCCCACCACCCCGAGCUCUUUCGUUUUAAAUGGCUUCAUUUACUCUUUGAUAGGCCUCUACGACCUGAAAGAGACUGCAGGGGAGCCGCUGGGGAGGGAGGCUCAAGUGCUGUACAGCCGGGGCUUGGAGUCCCUCAAAGCCAUGCUGCCGCUGUACGACACGGGCUCCGGCACCAUCUACGACCUUCGGCACUUCAUGCUGGGGACGGCGCCCAACCUGGCGCGCUGGGACUAUCACACCACGCACAUCAACCAGUUGCAGCUGCUGGGCACUGUGGAGGACUCUCCUGUCUUCAAAGACUUUGUCAAGCGCUGGAAGAGCUACAUGAAAGGAGGCAGGGCAAAGCACAACUAGAGCUUUCAACCACAACCCACGGCGUUUCACUCAUUCAGGCUGCACUGGAUCGACUACUCCGCUGUUGUGUCCAAUGAACACGCAAAGCCAUUUGAAACUUGUAUACGGAGUUGCUGUUGUUGCUGGCUGUGUGUGUUUGGUUGUUGGCGUUUUUUUUUUUCUUUUUUCAGCUAUUCAAAGAGAAUACUGUGUUGGUACCUAUCGAUUUAAGAUUUAGUAACACGUACACACAUACUUGCAUUUAAAUAUAAAUGUCUGUUCCAUGUUUCUAAGUGUUUUCUUUUUCCUUGAAUCUCUGUGCUGCGUGUGCAGGCUGUAGUAGAUAUCCACCUCCCUUGAUUUGUGAAUGGGGCAGUGCCGUUGAGUUUGGCUCGUCCUUCUACCCUUCUUUGUGUGGGCGUUUCCUGUUUUAACAGCUGCUCCAGCUUGGGUUCAGGCCUGACCUGCACCAUGUCAAUCAGAAUCGAGCAGGCUUUUCCAGUGAGCCUCCGUUUCAUUUUAGCACCUGCCUCAAAAAAAAUAACAAAGUUAAAAGGAUGUACAGUAGUGCAAAUACGUGUGUUGAUCUUCACUCUGCAAGAGCAUUAAAAAAAAUCGACAAACUGUUGGUGACGGGUAGAGAUAUUUACCAGUUUGUAUUGUUUUUUUUAUUAUAGAUAGCUUUUAGAUUUAAAAAAUAUAUUCCACAUUUAAAACAUGUAUAUUAAAAGGAAAUAUAUUUAUUUUGUUAGAGGGAAAUCCUGUAGGAUGCUGCAUUGUGAUUUUGAUGUACAGGUUAAAAUACAAUGGAAAAUACCUUUUUCAGACACUUUGGUACCUGCCAUUUGGCAGAGUUGUGUAUUAAUUAUUAAACCGUUUAGUAAUGA
This is a messenger RNA of Acipenser ruthenus (sterlet), 3137 nucleotides long. Its product is annotated as D-glucuronyl C5-epimerase-like. Gene Ontology annotation, molecular function: heparosan-N-sulfate-glucuronate 5-epimerase activity. Gene Ontology annotation, cellular component: Golgi apparatus. Lineage: Eukaryota; Metazoa; Chordata; Actinopteri; Acipenseriformes; Acipenseridae. The transcript has 6 exons. Gene Ontology annotation, biological process: heparan sulfate proteoglycan biosynthetic process. The record is from RefSeq and is a predicted model, not a curated record. Bases 412 to 2271 code for a protein of 619 amino acids.